Molecule: messenger RNA, 2484 nt
Organism: Xenopus tropicalis (tropical clawed frog)
Lineage: Eukaryota; Metazoa; Chordata; Amphibia; Anura; Pipidae
Gene: paqr3
Product: progestin and adipoQ receptor family member 3
Exons: 9
Coding region: 317-1252 (311 amino acids)
Cellular component (GO): membrane
Source: RefSeq, a predicted model, not a curated record
AAAAGGCUGUUUCCUUGUUCUGCAAAGGAGGCUGACGCCAGCUGAACACGCCCCCAUCUGACAUCACGCUCUGCCUAUCACAUGGGCGUGACGUCACGACUUCCUGAAACCGAGUGUAGAAUGGUGGUGCCGGAGAAUUGAAAUGCUGAAACUGCAGUACUACAGAAGGAAGGGAUUACAGGAGCUGAUCUAAAAUUCUCAGCAUCCCUUUAAGAACCCAAUACAACUGGAAGAUCACUGGUUGCUUCUGCCUGCUGAUGUCUUUGGGACUACAGUCGCCCUGAUUAAAAAAGUUUAAAACACCAAUAACUGCACAAUGCAUCAGAAGCUGCUAAAGAGCGUCCACUACAUAGAGCUUGGAAGUUACCAGUAUUGGCCUGUCCUCCUUCCCCGCGGUAUCCGACUCUACACUUACGAACAGAUUCCUGUUUUCCUCAAAGAUAAUCCAUAUAUUACUGAUGGCUACAGAGCUUAUCUUCCAUCCAAAUUAUGUUUAAAAAGCCUCUUCAUUUUGUCUAAUGAAACAGUAAAUAUAUGGAGCCACCUACUGGGCUUUCUUCUCUUCUUCAGUUUAGGUGUGUAUGAUAUGAUGUCUGUGUUGCCAUCUGCAAAUGCAUCCAGGGAAGACUUUGUUAUCUGCUCCAUUUGUCUCUUUUGUUUUCAGGUCUGCAUGUUGUGUUCAGUGGGCUAUCAUCUUUUCUGCUGUCAUCGGUCGGAGAAAACCAGCCGUCGCUGGAUGGCAUUAGAUUAUGCAGGGAUUUCUAUUGGCAUCUUGGGCUGCUAUGUCUCUGGGGUGUUUUAUGCCUUCUACUGUAACAAUUACUGGCGGCAAGUGUAUUUAAUCACUGUUCUGGCUAUGAUUUUGGCUGUGUUUUUUGCUCAAAUUCACCCCAGCUACCUCACCCAACAAUGGCACAGGCUGCGCUCUGUUAUAUUCUGCUCUGUGUCUGGCUAUGGAAUCAUUCCUACAGUGCACUGGAUCUGGUUAAAUGGAGGUGUUGGAACUUCGAUUGUCCAAGAAUUUGCUCCACGAGUAAUUGUCAUGUACAUCAUUGCAGCGGUUGCUUUUCUAUUCUACAUUUCAAAAGUGCCAGAAAGAUAUUUUCCAGGACAGCUGAACUACCUUGGCUCAAGCCAUCAACUGUGGCAUAUACUUGCAGUCGUAAUGUUGUAUUGGUGGCAUCAGUCGACAGUGUACAUCAUGCAAUACAGACAUAGCCAGCCCUGCCCUACACAUUCAGAAAUCUUUUAAAUGAAGCUGAGGAACAUGUGUGCUGAGCUGUAGAACUUCACUCUGUAAAACACAUUGGAAUUUAUUCCAUUGCAUUAUUCUGGUGGAAAACUGAUGAUUAAAGAUGCCGAGGAUAAGGAGUAACGUAAAAAAGGGUUACUAUGCUUCCUGUGACAUGCUUUAAAAGGAAACUGACACAUGGUGCUACGACUGUGACUAUCACCUUUGGACUGAAAAGAAUGUGCAAUUGCUGCUUUCAGGGAAGAAUAGUAUUAGUGUUAUACUGACUGACUAAAUAUGUGAUCUUUUGCAGACUGCUAUGGUCAAGCAUUCCUUUUCUACCUAUCUCUCUGAACUUCUAGCUAUAAAGCUUAUUCAGUGCUUCAGAAAACAAACUUUGUGCCAAGGUACAUUUGUUAUCUGCCAUAAUAUGCAUGCAUUGCUUUCAAGCUGUUAUAAUUGUGAAUGUUUACAGAUGGAACAUAAGGUAUUGUAAAUAAUCUGCAUCCCAUUAUAUCCAUGGCCCCCCACUUUUUUUUUUUUUUUUAAUAACGAGCUGAAAUCUUAGAUGGAGAAAGUCUUGUGUGAAACUGUGUUUAUCUACAUUUAGACGUAAAUGCAAAUACAUUGCUGAAAUGUCAGAUUUUAAAUUAGAAUAAGAGUAGGCCAGGCGUGACCAGAAAUGAGUAUGAUGUCUUGUGUACGAACUAAAUACAAUGUACUCUCAAUAGUAAUGUCACUGUUUUACAGAACAAACUUUAAUAGCUAGGUUAACCAAUUUUUAGGUUUAAAGCCCUGGUUCAGUACAUCCUGUAUCAUACUAGGAGACUGCUAGCUGCAAAGUGUGUAAUAGCAGUUAGAUUUGGGCAGGAAACAAUAGCCAAAGUGCAAAACACAGAGUGUUUGAUAAAUAAGGCCUUUAUGGUGUUAAAUAUUUCAUUCUUAAGCUUUUAAGUUUUCAGUUAUUUUUAUGCUGAAUUGUCAUACCUCACUUUAUUGGAGAGAAAUAAAUAGAAAUGAAUGAAUUGUCGAUAACAAAAGCAUUCAUGGGAAUGGUAAGAAAUAAAAAAAAAAAAAAAAAAGACUAUUCAGUCGACAUUUCAGUCCCUCAAAUUAACCUUCCAAGACAAACCUCACACUGUUCCCAAAGGGUUUAUAUAGCACCAGUGCACCAGCCACUGCUGACAUCAUAGCUCAAGUUAGGUAUGGGUGCCUGUAAGUGUCAGCAUAAAUAAACAUAUUCUGUUUAUUGA